GCCACAUGUUAUCCGAGACUGCUCAGGUCAGAAAGUUAGAGUUCAUAAACACCGAAAGCGAAAUCUAUCAACACUGGCGGGAGGUUGCUGAAAUACCUCUCACCGACUGCUCACUCACGUACAUUUCGGUCAGGCUCCCAGCACUGUCAGGGCUGGCUAGUCGGUUCUCGCUGCGACUCAGCGACAGUUACGCGGCCGGAAUCUGGCGACGUGAUAUUCAUGCCAGCCUCUCGUGGAAUGUCGCGCACCGCGACGGGUUCGAUCCGAAGUUCCCGCAUCUUCCCCUAUGCUCAUACCUGGAGUCCGCUAAGCGAGAGUAUCUCAAGACUCUCCCUUCCCGGUCUUGGCUUUAAACCGGCUGCAGAAUCUCCUUCGAAAGCAGGUCCAGCGAACCAGGAAGGAUGCAGUCCGACCUUCAGGUCAGCCCUACCGAGACCGGUCCCCCGGGAACCAAUUCGUCCAGUAACGUCAGCGGUGGCUUACCGAAGGUCAACGGUCAGAUGAGGGAUUGCAUUCUACGCGCUAACUCGCGAAAUCAGAACCGGUACAAGGGCGUAUAUGACCGGGAAUCAACUGCCAAGGUGGCCGAUUCACUUGCGGAUUGCUAGCGUAUACAGGAUCUUCGUGUCACACGGGGAUGGAACCAUGCUCCAAUAAUCAGGUCAUAAGAAGGUUAGGAGGAUAAUAUCGGGCAUUAAGGUUACCGGUUCGGCGACCUACCAAGGAAAGUCCUAAAUAAGCCACGGAUAGCUUCGG
Messenger RNA from Durotheca rogersii, 756 nucleotides. RefSeq lists its product as uncharacterized. Bases 6 to 353 code for a protein of 115 amino acids. The transcript has a single exon. Lineage: Eukaryota; Fungi; Ascomycota; Sordariomycetes; Xylariales; Xylariaceae. The record is from RefSeq and is a predicted model, not a curated record.